This is a messenger RNA of Hevea brasiliensis (rubber tree), 1713 nucleotides long. RefSeq lists its product as uncharacterized. Gene Ontology annotation, molecular function: RNA-DNA hybrid ribonuclease activity; nucleic acid binding. Bases 1 to 1713 code for a protein of 570 amino acids. NCBI's taxonomy places the organism in Eukaryota, Viridiplantae, Streptophyta, Magnoliopsida, Malpighiales, Euphorbiaceae. The transcript has 3 exons. The record is from RefSeq and is a predicted model, not a curated record.
AUGAGGCCAGUAAAACAAAAGAAACGUCGGCUUAGGCCAGAAUGGGAAGAAAAGAUAGCUCAAGAGGUGAAAAAGCUUAUUGAGGCUGAUUUUAUUGAAGUAAUUGAGUAUCCCGAGUGGUUAGCCAACAUUGUGCCAGUCCCCAAGAAGGAUGGGCGAGUUCGGAUGUGUGUAGAUUAUAGGGACCUGAAUAAGGCUACUCCUAAGGAUGAUUUCCCAUUGCCUCACAUCGAUGUGCUUGUUGACAGUGCUGCUUGCAUGGCCAUGUACUCUUUCAUGGAUGGUUUUUCGGGAUACAAUCAGAUCCUCAUGGAUUUGAUAGAUAAAGCAAAGACAGCUUUUAUCACUGAAUGGGGGACUUAUUGUUAUAAGCUGCUAAGAAAGAAUCAGCCAGUGGUGUGGAAUGAGCAAUGUCAAGAGGCAUUUGAAAAGAUAAAGCAGUACCUGAGCAAUCCACCAAUUUUGACACCACCCAUACCUAGCAUCCCUCUAAUUCUCUACCUAUCAGUGGAAAACAUGGCCCUAGGGGCAAUGUUGGCACAAGAAGUAGAGAAUCUGGAGAGAGCCAUCUAUUACAUCAGUAAGAAACUCCUUGCUUAUGAGGAGAAUUAUUCACUAAUAGAAAGAACCUGUCUGGUUGUAGUAUGGGCAAUUAAGAAGUUAAGGCACUACUUUCAGACUCAUCGAGUUAUUGUAGUAUCCCGGAUGGAUCCUUUAAAGUACCUAUUUGAAGUACCAACGCUAGUUGGAAAAUUGGCCAAAUGGUUGGUCCUACUGUCUGAAUUUGAUAUUGUGUAUGAGACUCGAAAAACCAUUAAAGGGCAUGUAGUGGCCGAAUUUCUUUCUGAAAAUCCAGUUAAUGAAGGGGAAGAAGUCGAAACAGCCUUCCCGGAUGAGAGUCUCAAGCUAGUAGAGGUCCAGUCAUGGAAAAUGUACUUUGAUGGGGCCAUGAAUAAGAGCGGAGCCGGUAUAGGGGUAGUUUUGGAAGCACCGAAUGGAGAACAAUUGUUAAUGUCAAAAAGGCUAUGUUUCCCAACCACUAAUAAUAUUGCAGAAUAUGAGGCUUGCAUUUGUGGCCUGGAGGCAUUAAUAGCUGUUGGGGCAAAAAAAGUGGAGGUAUUCGGAGAUUCAAUGCUAGUGGUUUCCCAUGUUAAAGGUGAAUGGGAAUUGAAAGAAGAAAAGUUGAGGCCAUACCUGGAGUAUGCUAAGAAACUAUUAUUUAGCUUUGAGGAAGUGACAAUGAAGCACAUGCCUAGAGCUCGUAACUGGAUAGUCGAUGCUCUAGCCACGCUGGCAUCCUUAUGGGAGAAGGGUGAUCAGAAGCUGACCCAGCCAGUUAUCUUGAUGAGGAGUAGAAUCCCAUGCUAUGAAGGGUUAAUAAUAGCACAUUUAGAUCUAGAAGAUGAGAUGAAAUGGUAUGAGGACAUAAGAAGAUAUUUAGAGUCUGAGCAGAUAAUGGAGGAAGUACAUGCAAGAGUGUGUGGUCCUCACAUGAACGGAAGGGUAUUAGCAGGCAAAAUUUUAAGAUUGGGCUAUUACUGGUCUACCAUGGAUACUGACUGCGCUAAAUUUGUGAAAAGAUGCCAUGAGUGCCAAAUCCAUGGGAAUUUGAAUCACCUACCAUCCAGUGAACUCUACAAAGAUGACUUCACCGUGGCCAUUCUCAAUAUGGGGCAUAGACAUUAUUGGGAAGAUUUCUCCCACGGCUUCUAA